AUGGAAUUUAUAAAGAUAUCGAAAGAGAAUGAUGAAGCAUUUAAAGGAACUGAUCUUUGGUCGCCACUUCCUGGAUACCCUACGUUUGGUGGCCAAAUAGCUGCACAGUCUCUUAUGUCUGCAUUUUCCACUGUUGAAGAUAAUACAAUUCCAAUAAACCUGAGUAUCCUGUUUAUUAACAAGUGUAGGUCAGACCAGAAUACCAGCUAUCAAGUCAAAAAACUCAGAGAUGGAGGUAUUCUGAAGAUGAGGCAAGUUGAUUGCUAUCAAAACGAUACUUUGGUCUCGAGCAUGCAUGCCAGCUUUAGUAGACCUGAUGACAAUGCACAUGAUUAUGAGGACACGCCAUACAAACUCUACGAAGAUACUUUUGUUCCGUUUGCAGAGUACAUUUCGAAUGCCCUUAAUAACACAUCUGAAAGCGAAGCAAGCAUCAAGAUGAAGUUUCAAGUCUUGUAUGAUAACAUGCAGAUGCUUCUGAAUGUCAUUGACGUAGAGCUGGGAAAAGAGACUGGUGAUAUGAGGCAGAUCCGUAUUACGAUAAAAAGCAAACAGGAUAGUAUUGUAGCCAAGGCUGCGUUGGUUACGCUAGUAUCAGAUCUUCUCCUUGUAGAAACUGCGCUUAUUGCAUGCAAUCUGACUAUUUUUUCAAAGGAAAUAUCUCUCUUGACCUCUAUGAAUCAUGUAGUUCACUUCAUAGAUCUUGAAAGAGAUCUUGGAGAAUGUGUAUAUUACAUUGUGAAAUGCAAGGGGAUUAAGAACUCAAAAGCGAUAUGUGAAGGACAGCUUCUCCAUGAGGAUGGUAGUUUGAUAUGCCUAACAAGCCAACAAGGAAUUUUUAGAGUGAAGCCUAUUUAUUCCAAGAAUUAA
Messenger RNA from Ordospora colligata OC4, 870 nucleotides. RefSeq names its product acyl-CoA thioesterase domain-containing protein. Bases 1 to 870 code for a protein of 289 amino acids. The record is from RefSeq and is a predicted model, not a curated record. Gene Ontology annotation, cellular component: peroxisomal matrix. The transcript has a single exon. Gene Ontology annotation, biological process: acyl-CoA metabolic process; fatty acid catabolic process. Gene Ontology annotation, molecular function: fatty acyl-CoA hydrolase activity. Lineage: Eukaryota; Fungi; Microsporidia; Ordosporidae.